This is a messenger RNA of Galdieria sulphuraria, 5281 nucleotides long. Its product is annotated as starch synthase. Bases 120 to 5216 code for a protein of 1698 amino acids. Lineage: Eukaryota; Rhodophyta; Bangiophyceae; Galdieriales; Galdieriaceae. Gene Ontology annotation, molecular function: glycosyltransferase activity. The record is from RefSeq and is a predicted model, not a curated record. The transcript has 2 exons.
UCUUUUGGUUGUCAACUCUUCAGAAUUUGUUACGCAUCAAGUUUGCACACAACUUGGUUCAAGCGUUCUCUAUGUCGUCGCCAAGGUUUUCCAGGAGAUGGGUGUCUUCAGGGCUUGGCAUGAGUUCUUCACCCUCAGAGCUGGAAAGUAGUGCAACUUGGGGGGCCUCUGGAGCCGAUGAGGACUGGGAGAAUUCUUCUUCUAGCUCAGAUCUGGAAGGUAUAGCAUCAUCCAAACUCAGGAAACAAACCACCCAAAAGCAAGAUUAUCAAAAUGCCGUACUGAGCUUUUUCAGUGGCAAAGAUCUUGGUAUUCCUUCUCUAGGCAGAUCUUCAGAAACAUUGACCAUGGCGCCUGGAGGCUGGGAACGUAGUUGUGAAGUGUUAUAUGAAUAUUUUUUAAAGCAGUUUGCAAGUAUGGAUGAGCAGCCAGUGGUUGUUGCUUUCAAUGAGUUGCAAACCUUGUUGAUUCGACUCCAAGAAGAUUACAGAACAGUCUGUGCACAGAAAACAAGCCCUGGGGAUGUUGCUGGUAUUCUUGGAGCCUUUAAGACCUUAGAACGAGUGUUGAUACCACUGUUGGGUCAUCCAGUGCCUGAAGUUCGUGAACGUACGGUGAUAUUAUUGAAUGUCUUGUACGAUGGUCAUGAGUUGCAACUGACAGAGUCACUGAACGUGUCUGUUCAGUGUGUAGGUGAAACAGCAGACUUGGAAAUUCCAGUCCACGGUUUAACUGACAUUAGAGAAAUUGACAACUAUGUUUUAUGCUUGUCUGAAACUAAUCGAGAGAGUUAUUUGGCUCCUUGUCGUUGGCUACGUUAUUCAAUUCUUUACAAAAAUGGUUAUUUGAAAGUAAAAGGUUUACCAGGAUUUUCAAGAAGUGGUUUUUAUGACUGGUAUUUUGCGGAGAAACCCAAAGACGUGAAACCGGAGAGUAGUUUUGUGUUUCUUCCUCCCGUUAGUUUGCCCUUUUGUGAGGCUCGACUACAGAAAGGGAGAAUCAUUGUGCAUCCAUCGAAUAUUCGUGAUAGUUUGCUUUAUGAGUUGCCGGUUGACCAAGUGGAUGCUACUUGGGAUUCUAAGACGGGAGAACUAAAGAAACGAGGUUCAUUUGAUUUGGUUGCUCAGAGACUACCUGAUUUACGCCUCGAUGGCAUAACUCAUGUAUAUUUAAUGGGAGCACUUGCAAGGCCCACUGAUGAUCCCGAGGCACCUCCAGGUGAAAUUGCUGAUCGUUCUCAGCCUGCUGCCAUUCUAGGAGGUGCCAUCGCUUUUAAGAAUCUUGUAUCGGAAGCUAAUCGUUUAGGAGUUGGAACCAUCGUGGAUGGCUUUUGUCGUGUUUCUAGAAAUGCUCACCACCGGAAGUAUAAUCCGUUGGUAGUUUAUACGAAGAACUCAGAAGGACUUCUGAUUCCACAUGCUGGUACCGAUGGACGAGAAUUGCAAUGGGACAAUACAUGUUUGCUUAAUUAUAGAAAGUUUGAAGCUUGGGAACUUUUCUAUCAAGACAUAUAUCGCUUAAUACAUGAGUUUGGAAUUCAAGGUGUACGUUUAGAUAAUGCACAAAGCUACCCUCUUAUAAUGAAGGCAGAUUUGGAGGAACUCUUUCGAGUAGAUGUCGAUGGGGAGUUGCAUUAUUCUCUUGAUGACAUUUUACACGCCAAAGUUGUGAAAACAAACGAAGACUGUGGUUAUUGGUUAACGGAAGCUGCUUUAGAUUUUGGUUAUCCAAAUCCAUUUCUUGUUCGCCUGACAAAGCGUAUUUGGAAUGACUUCCCUAAUUUUAUUAUUUUAGCAGAAGCUCAUUUUCAACGGGAACCUCAACUUGCUUUUUCAGGUGUCAUUCCGCAUACCAUUCGGGUUGCACAGAUAUUGGCUUCCAUUUGUGGACAGUCACUUCGAAGAGAUGGGAGUGUUUCUAAGCUUCCAGAAUCAAGAAAGUCUACAGCAAGAACGCUUUCACGUUUGUAUCGUUCUUGCAAGUAUACUAUGCCUAAAGGAGCAAUUCAGCUUGGUUGCACGUGUACCCACAAUUCACCUUACCCAGGAGUGUUAUAUGGAAGAAGAGCUUGGUUAGCUGUUGACUUGUUAUACUUUUUACCAGAGGUUCCCAUAUUGUUUUAUGGUGAAGAGAAUGGAAGGAUGUACCGUUUUAAUAUGGCCACUGUUAGUCAAAGUAUUGAGACACAUCCUUUUUAUGAUGUCAAUUAUGAAAAUGUAUUGCCCAAAUCUCCUCGUAGCACCGAUUCUUCGAGUCCAGCUGAUGGAAUUUCUACUUUAGUAUUGGAUGAGUUAAGUCAUUUAGACACCGAUUCUCCUCCCUCCAAAGCACUGACGACUCCAUCCUCUGCAAAAAAGAAGAAGAAAAAGUCAUCGCUGUUCUCUUUAGAGUUGAAACGCUCCUCGGGUUCCUCACAGUCAUUGGUUCGAAGUCAGUCCAUCGAUGAUGUACGUGGAAUGAGCAUUCGAAGUGUUAGUGUCGAUGACAUUGGAAGCCUAUCUCGACUGGAAGAAGAUACGAGGCUGAAGAUCGGUCCAGGAGUAGGAUACGAUAUACGAAUGAUUCGUGGACAUUAUGAGCAUCGACUUAGUAUUCGCAUGUUUCAUCCCGCAUUCCGCCAUGGUAGUCUUACUAUUCUGGAUGUAUCAUUGCAUCUCAAAGAACAAGUUUUCGCAUUUGUGCGUUCUACGGAUGAUAGUUUAAUCGUAGUUGCGAUGAACAUGAAGUGUGACUUGGAUGGCAAUGAGUUUCGAGAGCCUUGUGAGGUAGAGCUAGAUUUCAAACCUCUAUCGGAGACUUUGAGGAAUGAAAUUUAUCAGAAGAAUGAAGACAAGCUGUUUUAUUUUUUGGAAUGUUUUACCAAGGAGAGUUAUCCAGAGUUGCUGACAUUUCACGAGUUGUUAUUCCGCAAGUAUCCAGUAAAACUAAAGCCGUUAGGUACUAUUGUUUUAUCUCCCGAACGUUCGACUCAGUCCAGAGAAAAUGAACAUCUUCACUUGGAACAAUGCUUGGCAAGACUUCAGAUGGAUGGUGUAGAUAUGAAAGACCCGAGAGAAAAUGCACUGGCUUGGAAAUUGACACGUGCCGCUGCAGACUCACUUCAACAGUUUUCCAAUGUCUUUUAUGAUAUAUAUUCUCUAAUGUCAGCUUCUGGUAUGUUAGAAUCAACAAUUGUUCAUCUUUGUUCUGUUUGCUUGCAGAGAGCUACGGUUCCAAGAUAUGAGGCAUUCUAUGCUCCUAAGAAUCUCAUCCCUCCUCGUGGUGAAAGGGUACUGAGCUUAUUGAUACAUUUAUCCUGUUGUGCAAAAGAUUUCCAGUUUCGCAAAACUUGUCAGAAGAUUUUGAAGAAUAUUAGUGAAAUCGGACCUUUAGUUUUUGUUGCUCCAGAGUUGGGACGAUUUUCAACUGCUGGUGGACUUGGCGUUAUGGUAGAUGAGCUAACAAAAGGCUUAGCUGCCUUAGGUUCGGAAGUUUAUGUGAUAAGUCCUUACUACAGUGUGAAUAGAAAGGGACAGUGGAAGUAUUUAGAACCGGACGGUAUUAUUUGGACUCGAAAUAUUCAAGUACGUGUUGGUUCUCGUGAUGUAACAGUGGGCGUCUAUGAAGGUGUGGAAGAAGGAGUUCAUCUCAUCUUUUUAGAGCAAGGAGAAUAUUAUCCUAAAGUUUAUGCUGAUAUGGCAAACCAGAGACGUCAAUUGGAACUCAUUGUUUUAACUUCUCUAGCUUCUUUAGAGGUGCUUUGUCAAAAAUCCUUGCCACCUGCUCUAUUUAUUACGAAUGAUUGGAUAGCUGCAUUAUCGGCUGGUUAUGCAAAGCAAGGCUUUUUUGGAAGUUUUUUUGAGAACACUACAUUCUUCCACAUUAUUCAUAACUUGGGAGAUGCUGUUUAUGAAGGAAGAGUAUAUCCAAAUGAAAGUGAAGGUUUGUUCGAAGAUGUACACCGUCUACCUGUGUCGUUGGUAUUUGACCCGUCCUGGUCUCAACCUAUCGUUAAUCCAUCUCGAUGUGCUUUAUUGUGUUCCGACACUUGGGGAACUGUUAGUAAUUCCUAUUUGGAAGAACUGGUUACUUUUCAUCCUUUGAAACACAUUCUUCGUUUGGCACGCUGUCCUUUUGGAUAUCCCAACGGCAUUAGAAAAAAGGAGAGAGAAGCGCUAUUGAAGACUCGUGGUGGCGGUUCACAUCUCCAAGCAAAGACUAUCAUUCAACAACGUUUUUUCCAAUUCCAGACUUUGGAUGCUUCUAUUCCCUUAUUUUGUUUUAUUGGUCGAGUAACGUCACAGAAAGGAGUACAUCUCAUUCUUCAGUCAGUGGAACAAUUAAUACAAUUCACUGGAGGCAAAAUACAGUUUCUUAUUGGUGGCCCAGCGAACCGAGCAGAUCCCUAUGCAGCAAGCUGUGCAGUACAAAUGGAAUAUCUUCGCUCACGUUAUCCUUGGCAGUUUUGGGCAGCACCUGAUGAGUUUUUCACGGACGGCCCACUUGUCAAUCUGGGAGCAGAUUUUGGUAUGAUGCCGUCCAUGUUUGAACCUGGUGGUAUUGUGCAACAUGAAUUCUUUGUGGCUGGAACGCCUGUAAUUGCAUAUCGUACUGGUGGUUUGAAGGAUACGGUUCAUGAAUGGGAUGGAGAUGCAUUGGAAGGUAAUGGAUUUACUUUCGAAGAUUAUGCUUUACCAGCAUUUGUGGAUGCUACGAAACGUGCUUUGAGAGUAUUUUCUAGACAAGAUGAAUAUCAAGAGCUUCGUAAAUCUGCUUAUGAGUCUGUAAUUGAUGUAAGCCAAGUUGCAUUUGCUUGGUACAAGGAAUUUCAUCGGUUGCGGAACGUCAUCUUUAGAAGGGAAGCUUUGUUGCAGAAAGAAUACGUUGAUUGCAUGUCAGCUUCCUGUUCAUAUCUCUCCGACAACUGUCGCUAUGUUUUGUUUUAUUGGUUGGAUGAUGAUGGUGGAGAUAGACCCGUCUUUCUUAAAGGUUCAUUUGAUGGCUGGUCCAAUCGUUGGUGUUUUGAAGAAUACAAACCUCCUCUGGUGAAACCUGAUGUCACUAUUGAAUGUGCUAUUUCACCUAAACAGAAAAAACCUUGUCGACAGUUGUUAUUAAAGCUAGUACCAGGUUCGUAUACUUUCAAGUUCUUGGUUCAAGACGAAUGGCAGGUGAGUUGUUUACAGGCGGUUGUCUCUGAAGGAAUUUUUCAAAACAAUGUGAUGCAAAUUUCUUAAGUGUUGAUUUGAUAAAAUAAAUGGAAAUAUAUGGAUUGAUUCUCACAAGAGAGAAUUAAGAAUCG